AUGCGACAGCGUCAAACCCAUUUCUACAAUCGACCCGUAGUUCUGGCCGAUAUUUGUGCCCAAGUGGCCAACGGAAUGGCCUAUUUGGAACAGGAACAGUUUGUUCACCGGGAUCUGGCAGCGCGAAACUGUCUAGUCAAAUCCGUCAGUCGGAAUUCGGUUCAUGUGAAGGUGGCUGAUUUUGGCAUGGCUCGAUUUCUUCUGGAUAAUGUCUACGAACCAAGUGCUGGUACCAAGUUCCCCGUUCGUUGGGCUCCACCCGAAGUAUUCCAAUCAACGUACACAGCCAAAGCAGAUGUAUGGAGUUUCGGUGAGUUUGGAACGAGUCAGUGCCCAUUCUGUAACUCCACUCAGCCGAUGUGCUUAAUCGUUAUUCUCUUUCUGUAUUCGACCACCGAUAUCCCCGAAGUAUUGUUCGCGUCUGGUGGGAACAUCGGAUGA
Messenger RNA from Echinostoma caproni, 441 nucleotides. The record is from the annotation of a GenBank genome assembly. Lineage: Eukaryota; Metazoa; Platyhelminthes; Trematoda; Plagiorchiida; Echinostomatidae.